Messenger RNA from Striga hermonthica, 3639 nucleotides. The record is from the annotation of a GenBank genome assembly. Lineage: Eukaryota; Viridiplantae; Streptophyta; Magnoliopsida; Lamiales; Orobanchaceae.
AUGUCGAGUUUCAGGCGAUUUUCCGAUGGCCGCCGGCGAGGAGGAGCUCUUCAGAAGCCCGAACAAAACGAGAAGCCCAAUUUUGUACGGACAUGCAACCUCUUGAGUAAAUACAUCAAGAAAAAAAGAAGCCUUCGAGAUUUCCACAUUGAAAUUGGUGACAAAAUUGAGAGCCUCCAAGAUAUAAUCAUGAAGCCCGGGUCAAAUCAGGCUGAAUCAGCUUCAACAACAAUGAAAACAGUGAGAAAUAAUGGAAAAACAGCUGAGCCAUUGAAGGAGCAACAGCCAAGAAGGGCUCAUCAAGAUCUCUCCAUUAACACAGUUUUAGAUCCUUCAUCAUAUGAACCCAAAAGUAAAGAGGCGGGAAUUUCUACUCCUAAGACAGCCGAACUGACGAUUUUCUACUCGGGUCGAGUGUUGGUGUUUGAAGAUUAUCCAGCCGAAAAGGCCCAAGAACUCGUGGCCUUUGCCAAAAAGCAGAGCUCACAAGUGUCGAACGGCAUUUUAUCAGACACCGUGCAAGAAAAUGCGGGCCCAUCUGGCAGCCAAUGGGCCUUGAACUCUAGCCCGCGAGAAGGGCUUCCGCCGAGACCACCACCUACUGGUUCUCAUAAGGCUGUGGGUAUUGCAUUGAACACUUGUGAGGUACAAACGAACGAUGCAGUUAGAGUAGAACAACAGCAGGCUACUGCAAACGGUUCAGUCAUGGAGGUGGAGAUGGAGACUUCUCCCAGCUAUUUCGAUCCAGAGGAUCUCAGCGAUAGAGAGCGCUUUCGUAGAUACGGGAAAAGGCAUCCCAGCUCAAGCCUAUCUCCACAUUAUGAUAACUCGGCAUCAAGAUUCAGUAAUGCUGCACUUUUUCUUGAAAAUAUCAAACAUGAGGUUGAGAACUUUGAUGCAGAUAUUGGGGGAACAUCUUAUGAAUCUGGAUCCAAGAGGCGAGCAUCCAUUUAUAGCGAUGCCGAGACAAUACGCAGGCGGGGAAGUGAAUCCUUAAAGGUCUGUAAGCAGGAAGAGCAUGAGCAAAGUGAAAGUGUUGAUACUACUUUCUCCUUAUUUGCUUCUCUCCUGGAUUCAUGUCUUCAAGGAUUGAUGCCCAUCCCUGAUCUGAUACUCCACUUUGAGAAUUCAUGUCGUAAUGUUUCAGAGUCAAUUAGAUUUGGUGCCAACGAGAGGUACAGAAUUGUUGAAGAUAAAUUGAUGAGGCAGAGAGCUCGGUUCUUGCUUGAUGAAGCUGCUUCGUGGUCUCUUCUGUGGUAUCUGUACGGGAAAGGUGAUUUGCAUUUCCCGACGACUUCUCAUUUGGAGGCCUGCCAAUUUGUUACAAAAGAUCAUAAUGCACAAUUAUGUCUGAGGAUUGUUCAAUGGCUUGAAGGAUUAGCUUCCAAAGCGCUUGAUUUGGAUAAUAAGGUCAGAGGGUCACAUGUUGGUACUUACCUCCCAAGCUCUGGGGUUUGGCAUCACACUCAAAGACAUCUCAAAAGAGGUGCCUCAAAUACAAAGACAAUUAAACAUUUGGAUUUUGAUGCUCCUACACGUGAACAUUCUCAUCAGCUGCCUGAUGAUAAAAAACAAGAUGAAUCUCUUUUAGAAGAUAUCUGGACUCUUCUGAGAGCUGGGAGAUUAGAAGAGGCAUGUAGUCUUUGCAGGUCUGCUGGUCAGCCCUGGAGAGCUUCGAGUUUAUGUCCCUUCGGGGGACUCAAUUUAUUCCCAUCAAUCGAAGCUGUGGAGAAAAAUGGCAAGAAUAGAAUGUUACAGGCCAUUGAAUUGGAAAGUGGAAUUGGUCAUCAAUGGCGUCUUUGGAGAUGGGCCUCCUAUUGUGCAUCCGAAAAAAUUGCUGAAGAAGAUGGUGGGAAGUAUGAAAGAGCGGUAUAUGCGGCCCAAUCCAGCAACCUGAAGCGCCUUCUUCCAGUUUGUUCCGACUGGGAAUCUGCAUGCUGGGCACUGGCAAAGUCUUGGCUUGACGUACAAGUUGAUAUAGAAAUAGCUCGCAUGCGAUCAGACAGAACUGAUCUGUUCAAGAAUCUUGAAGAAGCAAUGGAGAGAAGUCCAGGGCAAAAGGAUCUUGUGUCUCAGCAAAGUAGUGGACCAGAUACAUGGCCACUUAAGGUUCUGAGUCAGCAACCAAGGGAUCUUACUUCUCUUCUUCAGAAGCUUCAUUCAAGUGACGCUGUGAAUGAAGCUGUUACUCGAGCAUGCAAGGAGCAACAUAGGCAAAUUGAGAUGAAUCUUAUGCUAGGAAACAUACCUCAUUUACUGGACCUCAUCUUUUCAUGGAUAUCACCUUCAGAGGAUGAUGGAGAUAUUUUCAGACCUCAUGGCGACCCUCAGAUGAUGCGGUUUGGUGCACACUUGGUGCUGGUACUUAGAUACUUGCUUGCAGAUCAAAUGCAAGAUACUUUCAGAGAGAAGAUAAUGACAAUUGGUGAUUUCAUCAUUCACAUGUAUGCAAUGUUUCUUUUCACUAAGCAGCACGAGGAGUUGGUAGGAGUCUAUGCUUCGCAGCUUGCUCGCCAUCGUUGUGUAGAUCUCUUUGUCCAUAUGAUGGAGCUCAGACUCAACAGCAGUGCGCAUGUGAGAUACAAGAUCUUUGUGUCAGCUAUUGAAUAUUUGCCCUUUUCUUCUGAAGAUGACUCCAAAGGCAGUUUUGAAGAAAUCAUUGAGAGAAUUUUGUCAAGAUCUAGAGAAGUUAGUUUUGGUAAACAUGAAAAGUCAUCGGAUGUUGCGGAGCAACAUCGUUUGCAGAGCCUACAGAAAGCUAUGGUUAUCCAGUGGCUAUGCUUUACACCUCCUUCUACAAUUAAUGAUGCCCGAGCUGUUACUCGGAAACUCGUUCUCCGUGCAUUGAUGCAUAGCAAUUUACUUUUUCGGGAAUUCGCCCUUAUUUCAAUGUGGAGGGUGCCUGCAGUACCCGUUGGUGCUCACACAGUGCUUAGUUUACUUGCGGAGCCUUUGAAACAUCUAACAGAAGUUCUUAUUUCCUCUGAAGAUCAUGAAGUUUCAGAAAAUUUGAGGGAGUUUCAGGACUGGAGCGAGUACUACUCUUGUGAUGCAAAAUAUCGCAACUGGCUGAAAGUUGAACUAGCAAAUGCAGAAGUUUCACCUGGUAAACUUUCAGAGGAGGAAAGACAAAGGAAAUUUACAGCAGCUAGAGAAACUCUUGAAUCUUCUUUGCUAUUGCUACAAAGAAAAGAGAAUUCUUGGCUGGUUCCAACUCAAGAUCAUGUUCAUGAAUCUGAAGAACCUGUUUACCUGGAAGUGCAUGCUACAGCUGUCCUGUCUCUUCCUUCUGGAGAGCUACCUCGAUUUAAAGCUGGAGUGACCAUGGAGAUUUCUCGAUUGGAUGCUUGGUAUUCAAGCAGUGAUGGGUCUCUCGAAGGUUCUGCAACAUAUAUAGUUUGCGGCCUUUGUCGGAAAUGUUGCAUUCCGGAAAUUUUCCUUCGGUGCAUGCAGGUCUCUGUGUCACUGAUGGAGUCUGGCUAUCGACCAGAGAGGCAUCACGAAUUAAUUGAACUGGUCAAUUCUCCUGAAACUGAUUUUCUUAGUUUAUUCAGCCAGAAUCAAUUGCAGGAAUUCCUACUGUUCGAGCGAGACUAUACACUAUACGAGACGAACCUUGAAGAGGGGCCAAAUUCUUGA